GCGGGGCCGAUGACAUGGACCUUCCCAGUUACGGUGAUGUGCUUGGCGAUGGUGGUACCUCCGCUCCCUCACACGCUCGGUUGAACCAGCUGGGCAACCGCUCCACAGUGCGCAUGGGCAUGUCCACUGCUGUGAUCCAGGGCAGCACAGACGAGUUCAACCUCAUGUCCCAUAACGUCGACGCACGCGGCCGCAACGGAGCGGUCGAGGCAAUGGAAG
Messenger RNA from Sphaeroforma arctica JP610, 219 nucleotides. RefSeq lists its product as hypothetical. The record is from RefSeq and is a predicted model, not a curated record. NCBI's taxonomy places the organism in Eukaryota, Ichthyosporea, Ichthyophonida. The transcript has a single exon. The annotation marks the transcript as partial.